AUGGAUAGACUAGAACAAGACAGUAGUUGGGCCGAGGUCAAAACGCGCAGGCCACACAGAAAGUCGCGAUACGGUUGCAAAAAAUGCAAGACACGCAGAAUCAAGUGCGAUGAACUCGAGCCAAAGUGUUCAAGAUGCAGUAAGAUGAAUUUGAUCUGUCAAUACCCAAGCAGAUCCAGCAUACUAGCCCCCGAGGCCAAACUUGAACAAACGGAGCAUCUUUUGCAAAAUGAAAUUUCACACAUAGACUACGGUAUGGAUAGCUCUGAAAGCUCGCGUGACUCGUCCGCAGCGGUCGGAAGCCUAGGGUCAUCACCAGUUCCUUCUGUGCAAUCACCACUCAAUCUGCCGAGAGACGAUAAACACCCCAGCUCGCUCUUGCAGUCCCAGACAUCACAGAUGUUUACACCCACAGAAUUCGCACUAUUCAAUCACUAUCUCGAACAUACUAGCAGAGAUAAGACUGUUGACGACGAGGACCAAUACACCUUACAGAUCGGAAUUCCGAAUCUCGCUUUCCAGAACAAGUUUCUCAUGAAAUCUGUGCUCGCAUUCUCGGCAGUUUGUAGAUGCUGUGAUAUUAUCAACCAGUCCUCAAUAUCCCACGGAGACCGUGGGCAAGUUGUAGCGCUUUUAUCUGUCGCCGACCAAUAUCACAUGGAAUCACUGAGGGAAAUUCAAGCAACUCUCUCUGGGACUGACCAAUAUGACCAUAUUCUUGCAAAUGCGGCUAUGAUGGGGAUGUAUGGAUCAAGUAGCCACCGCAUCCGAAUAUGGCUAGUGGAAACAGCAUGCUCCGACGACAUAGAACGGAACCGGUUUAUGCCAAAAAGCCGUCAAUGGAUUAGCUUGUUCCGUGCUGUCCGCGUGGCAUACACCGGAAUAAUCAACGACAGGUUUCAAGCAGAGGAUGUGGCUCAGCCUACCCUGGCCACCCCACCCAUUGAACCUGUGGCAGGUUGUGAUUUUCAGAUACAUUGCGAAUGCGAGGUGUCAUCUCAGAUUGACCAACACAAAGGUCCCCAAGAUCAUGCUUUGUAUUCCAUUAUGGCUGCUACGGUGGCAUCCGCAUUGGAAAGGUUGGGGAGGACGGCCAGAGAAAUCAUCAAAAACGAGAUGGGGGGCUGUGGAGACCAGGUGUCACCAGCUAUUCAUAUCGACUCUGACGUUCAAGCAUGUUUUGCUGCAUUGGAACUUUUCAGAAACAUUACAUCUGAGACCUUUCGUGAUAACAACUUGAUGUCAAACACGCCAGGUCAUUCCCAUCUCGCUUCUGAACUCGACGUUAAUCCGGUGGGUCAAGUCUCGAAAGUUUCGCCCUGGAUGCAGAGAUAUACAGCCAGAAUCACUUCAAUUAUACCGUCGAGGCUUCCGCGAAGGCUUAUUAUGGCAUUUGUUCACAAAGCCCCCACCAAGUAUUUGAACUUGGUUGAAGACAUGAUGAGUCUCAUGCAACGCGGAGCACCAGGAGCCUAUGGAAGAACAGUGUUUCCCCUAAGUUCCAUGAAUUCGGAGCCGAGUCUAGCACAUCAGUUAGCUGUGGACAUAUUUUCCCAUUGGCUCGUUCUGGUUAUGUUACUAGAUAAGGUGUGGUGGAUUGGUGGUAUUGGAGCUUGGGAACUUGGGCAACUUAUCACCCUUAGGCGAGAAACAGGAUGGCGUAUGUCCCUGUGGAAGACAGGCGAGGAUUGGUGGCCGGAAAGUAUGUUUGAAAUCAGUCGACAGUUCAACAAACAUAGAGUGAAGGGUCGAGUAUGA
This is a messenger RNA of Penicillium robsamsonii, 1758 nucleotides long. Its product is annotated as Zn(II)2Cys6 transcription factor domain-containing protein. The record is from RefSeq and is a predicted model, not a curated record. Lineage: Eukaryota; Fungi; Ascomycota; Eurotiomycetes; Eurotiales; Aspergillaceae. Gene Ontology annotation, molecular function: DNA-binding transcription factor activity, RNA polymerase II-specific; zinc ion binding. Gene Ontology annotation, biological process: regulation of transcription by RNA polymerase II. The transcript has 2 exons. The coding region runs from base 1 to 1758 and encodes 585 amino acids.